AUGCGCCGCUCGAUCGGGUGCUUCUUCUCGUAUAGGCAGCAGCCCGCCCGGGAGGCGGCAGAGGGGGUGAGAUGGGCGGGCGUGAUCGCGGCGCUCAAGGCGUGUGGCGCGACAGGGGAGGUAGAGGCGGGGCGAAGCAUUCAUCGCGGCGCGGAGCAAAGGGGCGGCUGGAGCAUCUACGCGCACAAUGCCGUCAUCGAGAUGUAUGCCAAGUGUGGGCAUACCAGGGACGCGAGCGCCGCGUUCUGGCGCAUUCCUUGCCACGAUCAGGCGUCGUGGAACAGCCUCAUUCUGGGAUACGCCGCCACUGCCGAUGCGGCUGCUGCCCGCCACCUCCUCGACUGCAUGGCGUCCUCCGGCUGCCCGCCCACCGCUCCAACGUUCCUUGCCGCGCUCCGGGCCUGUGUUGCCACUGCCGCCACCAAAUCCAAGCUCGAUGCCCUCGACUGGGGAAUGUCUCUGCACUCCCAGGCUGGGCAGCUGGUGGAGAAUGAUCUGUUCGUGGGCAGCGCUCUCAUCGACAUGUACGCCAAGUGUGGCAGCCUGCUCGAUGCUCGGGCGGUCUUCGACCGGAUGGCGCUCCACGAUCUCGUGUCGUGGACUUGCCUCAUACUCGGCUUUGCGGAGAACGGGCAGGGUGACAUGGGCUUGGAGCUGUUUGCGAGCAUGACAUCGCAGGGGGGCUGCCAACCAAGCUCGCGGACCUUCGUGGCCGCGCUUGUGGCUUGCGCGGCCUCGGCAGACAAGGAGGUGGGGCGGCUCAUGGAUGGCCAGCUCGUUAAGGUGGCGUCCCUCGACAAAUGCUGCGCUCUUCAUGCCGGAGCUGUGGAGAUUGGGGCCGAGUCGGACACCUUCGUGGCCAACACUGUGAUCGACGUCUUCUCGAGGUGCGGGAGCCUUGUCAAUGCCCGCAACGUGUUCGAUAGGAUGGUGCGCCGCGAUGUUGUGUCGUGGAACGUGAUGAUCUCCGGCUAUGCAGACAAUGGGCACGGUGACGCUGCUCUGGACCUUUUUGCUCGCAUCGGCUGUGCUCCCACUUCUCGGACUUUUGUUGCGGCUCUCACGGCCUGUUGCAGCGUGGCGGAACACUCGUCACGAGACGAGGGCCUGAGCAAGGGACGGGCUGUCCAUGCACAAGCAAGGUCGAGUGGCUACGAGUUUGACGUCUAUGUCGCAAGCACGCUUGUGUUCAUGUAUGCAAAGUGCGGGUGCCUUGUGGAGGCCUGUCGAGUCUUCCAGCGCAUGCCGAGCCAUGACGUGGUAGCGUCGACUGCGUUGAUGCUGGGUUACACGGACAACGGGGAGUGUGGCCUCGCCUUGGAGCUGUAUCAGCGCAUGCAAGGCCAUGGUGCCGAGACUUACGUCGCCGCUCUGAAAGCCUGUGCGGCCUUGGCAGACAAGGAGGAAUGGCAACGAGAAGUUGGCAGCGGUAGGCUUGUCAAGGCCCAGAGCCUGGAAACCGGGGCACGGAUUCAUUCGCAGGCAGCCGAGAGCGGGUGUGAGUCGGACGUCUUUGUUUCUAACACGCUCAUCGACAUGUACUGCAAAUGCGGGAGUGUGGCCGAUGCUCGAGCAGUGUUUGAUGCGAUGAAGCAGGGCCGGAGCCUUGUGUCCUGGAAUGCGCUCCUACUGGGGUACGUAGAGAACGGUGAAGACGAGGUGGCACUCGAGACCUUGUCCAGGAUGAGUUUGAGCUGUGCGCCCGAUGCAAGGAGUUACGUUGCCGGACUCAUGGCUUGCGGGAACCUGGUGGCGCUGGAUGCCGGAAGACAGAUUCACGCUCUUAUUUGUCGCGAGGAGCUGGACAGGGGCAAUGCUUUCGUGGUGCAUCGGCUGGUGGACUUUUACGGCAAAUGUGGGAGGCUGCUGGACGCGCAGCUCGUGUUUGAUGCGUCGGGUGUGGAAACAACAAGGGACGUGCUGAUAUGGAGCGCACUCAUCGGGGGCUAUAGUUGCCAAGGAGGUACCGCGCAGGCGUUUCGAUUCUUUGAGGACAUGAAGAACGAAGCCGUGCAACCCAAUGCUGUGACGUUUAUCUCUCUUCUCAACGCUUGCAACCAUGGAGGAUUGGUCGACGAUGGCGAGCGAUUGUUUGCCACAAUGCAUGCUCAAUACGGCAUCCAGCCGGAGAUCAGGCACUAUCACUGCAUGGUAGACAUGCUUGGACGUGCCAACCGGCUCGACGACGCGGUAACCAUGGUUGCCAGCAUGCCGUUUGAAGCCACACUUGUGACAUGGACCACCGUGCUGGGUGCGUGCCGCAAGUGGAAUAACAUGCCGCUGGGGAAGCUCGCGUUUGAGGCGUCCUUGAGGCUGGAUGACAGCGAUGCUGCCACUUACACUCUGAUGGCCAAUAUCUACGGCAGCCUUGGGAUGUGGCAAGAGCAGUUCGAGGUGUUGGUGGCCAUGAGGCGGAGAACCUCGGCUGCCGCUCUUGGGGUCUGA
Molecule: messenger RNA, 2445 nt
Organism: Selaginella moellendorffii
Lineage: Eukaryota; Viridiplantae; Streptophyta; Lycopodiopsida; Selaginellales; Selaginellaceae
Product: pentatricopeptide repeat-containing protein At4g33170-like
Exons: 1
Coding region: 1-2445 (814 amino acids)
Biological process (GO): RNA modification
Molecular function (GO): protein binding; RNA binding
Source: RefSeq, a predicted model, not a curated record